UUCCGUUCUUCUCCCACCUACAGGUUUCCGUCGAAACUUGCGAACCAAAAAAAAAAAAAAAAAGGCGCAAAAAUAGCAGAAGAGCCCAGAAGAAGAAGAAGAAGAAGGAGUAGAAUCCAGGCAAUCCGCCAGUAGCGCAAAUCAGCAACAUCCGGCAAGUAGGAAAGAUCCUUUCCCCCGGCAUAAUUUUCCUCCACUCUCCGCCAUCGUAGACGCCGUGGUUCUGCCACUCUCCGACGAUCGCCCUCUUUGGCUCCGUCGUAUCAUGGUCACUGUGGUUCCUACGGGGAAUCGGGAUUCAGACUGUAGUGCAAGAUAUCCUACGGAGUUCGUUCUUCUUUCUAGUUGUCGAUCGCUGUGAAUAGUUUGUAAAGAGGUGGUUGUGUAUCUGUAUAUGUAGUUGGUUUGAUUGGUUACGAUUAGGGUUUUCUGUUGCUGGAAUUUGGGCAAGAAGUGGUAAUUUGAUUGUGUUAAUAUGAUAAUUGAGGAAGUGAAGGGAAGCGAGUUAGGUGUAGUUGAUAGAAUUUCGGAGAAGGAUCGAAUUGGUGGUGGAGGCGGCUUGGUCGUGUGGGACUCGAAGCGGGUCUUGAUUGGAGCGGGCGCCAGGGCUUUGUUUUAUCCGACUUUGCUUUACAACGUCGUUAGGAACAAGUUUCAGGCUGAGUUCCGGUGGUGGGAUCAGGUGGACGAGUUUAUUUUGUUAGGUGCUGUUCCAUUUCCUACUGAUGUUCCAUGCCUCAAGGAGCUUGGUGUUCGGGGAGUAGUUACCAUGAACGAGCCAUAUGAGACAUUGGUUCCCACAUCUCUGUAUUACGAACAUGGCAUUGACCAUCUAGUACUCCCUACUAGGGACUACUGCUUUGCACCUUCCUUGCGAGACAUAUCCCGGGCUGUAGAAUUCAUUCACGACAAUGUGAUGCGAGGGGAAACGACCUAUGUCCAUUGUAAAGCUGGUCGAGGACGCAGCACCACAGUUGUGUUAUGCUACCUUGUACAGCACAAGCAUAUGACACCUGAUGCUGCCUACAAAUAUGUAAAGUCAAUCAGACCAAGGGUGCUUCUUGCUCCCGCCCAACGGCAGGCUGUUCAAGAAUUCUAUCACCUUCACAUGAAUACCCACAGCCUCUACGGCAGUUUGAGAAGUCUCAUAUUAAAGGCCCCAAGGCAGAGUCUGGAUCUCUUCCUCUCAAAGGAUCUCGUGAAAUUCGAUGACAGCUCGGUAGUUCUUGUUACAGAAUCAGAUCUCGAUGGAUAUGACCCAAGGCUUGUAUCUACUCCAAUGAAGAGCGAGGUAUGGGCCGACUUGAGUGUGGUUUACGGGGUACGGGUUGCUGGGCAGGCAGUACUCGCAAGGAUCUCCUGUAUGUGGCUCCGUUGUGGAGCUCACCACCAGAAGUUUGUUGGCGAGGAGCAACUGAGCAGGAAGAGCAGCUGCUCGAUCAGCAGGGAUCAAUUGGGAGGUAUUAGUGUCGACAUUCACGUCUAUUAAGGCGCCGGUGGAGUUUGCAUUUAAGGGUAGUCUGAUAAGCUUUGCUUGUUAUUUCUUGUGAAUCCCGUGAUGCCGUUUCUUGUCGUUGGUAUAUAAGUACGAUGAUGAAUAACGUUUGCUUUGAACGAAGACUUGGGUUUUUCGCCACCAGCUGUAAAUAUUGAGUGGUCUGCCUGAUGAAUCCAUUAAGUUCCGAGUAUAGAACGGUUAGUGGGGUAAUAGCGAAAUCGUGUAUUACUGUAAUUAUCCUGUGAUAAAAUCAAAUAAGAUUGCAUGAUCAUCAGUUAAAUCAUAGAUAACUGUAAUAAUCAAAUGAUAAGAUUGUUUCGGAUAAUAUAAAGAGUAUCAGAUU
This is a messenger RNA of Linum trigynum, 1841 nucleotides long. Lineage: Eukaryota; Viridiplantae; Streptophyta; Magnoliopsida; Malpighiales; Linaceae. The record is from the annotation of a GenBank genome assembly.